Fonsecaea erecta is the source of this 825-nucleotide messenger RNA. RefSeq names its product 3-oxoacyl-[acyl-carrier protein] reductase. Bases 1 to 825 code for a protein of 274 amino acids. The record is from RefSeq and is a predicted model, not a curated record. Gene Ontology annotation, molecular function: oxidoreductase activity, acting on the CH-OH group of donors, NAD or NADP as acceptor. The transcript has 2 exons. Lineage: Eukaryota; Fungi; Ascomycota; Eurotiomycetes; Chaetothyriales; Herpotrichiellaceae.
AUGAAGCUAGAGGAUCAGAUUGUCCUUGUCACGGGCUCGUCCCGUGGCCUGGGACUGGCCAUUGCCCGGGCAUUUCAUCGCGAAGGCGCCCGCGUCGUGGUCAACUACGUCCACACGACCCCCGACGGCAUCUCGGCGCUGGCGACCGAGUUCGGUGUUUCUUCUACCACGACCACAACCACGACUACAGCGGACCAUGACGGCGCUGGUGACGAUCACGUCCUGUUCGUCCGUGCCGACGUGACCCAGGCCGACGACGUCCAGAGCCUCUUCGCCGCGGCCGAACGCCACUUCCACCGCCCGAUCACGACGGUGGUCAACAACGCCAUGGUCGACAAUUUCGCCUUCAACGGCGACGCCCGACCGCACAUCCCCGACCUCACCUGGCACCACUUCGACGCGCAGCUGCAGGGGUUCCUGCGCGGGGCGCUGAACACGACGCAGGCGGCGCUGCCGGGGUUCGAGAAGCUCGGGGCCGGUCGCGUCGUCAACAUCGGCUCCAACCUGUUCCAGAACCCCGUCGUGCCGUACCACGACUACACCGCGGCCAAGGGCGCGUUGCUGGCCUUCACGAGAACGUGCGCGGCGGACCUGGGCCCCAAAGGCGUGACGGUCAAUAUGGUCUCGGGCGGCCUGUUGCGCGUCACCGACGCCAGUGCCAGCACGCCCUCGGCCGUGUUUGAGCACAUCGAGGCCAUCACCCCCUUGAGGCGGGUCACCACGCCCGACGACGUCGCGGGGGCGGUGCUGUUCUUCGCGAGUCCCUGGGCCCAAGGCGUGACGGGCCAGCAGAUCGUGGUCGAUGGGGGGCUGGUCAUGAACUGA